Prorocentrum cordatum is the source of this 777-nucleotide messenger RNA. Lineage: Eukaryota; Dinophyceae; Prorocentrales; Prorocentraceae. The record is from the annotation of a GenBank genome assembly.
GACGCGGGCUGGCGCUCCGUGGGCCAGAAGUUCGGGGACCUGCUCACCUUCAAGAGGUCGGUCGCGGACGAGAAGCCCAAGGAGGGCGAUGAGUCCGCGGCCGAGAAGCCGAAGGAGGAGGGGGGCCCUCAGAAGUCCCUCGGCGAGAAGCUGAAGGAGGGCCUCACGACCACCCCAGAGUGGGCGAAGCAGAUGCAGGAGAACACGAGCGCUUACAUCCUGGCCACCAAGGCGGGCAUCUCGUGGACCCUGGGCCCCGCGGAGCAGACGAAGAUCGGCAAGGUCAUCGCGCGCAUGACGGAGGCGGAGUACAGCGAAGCGAGUUCCGUCGCUGUCGUCAAGGCGCUCUUCACGGACUGCUCGCAGGAGGAUCUGAAGGCCGCCUUCGCCGUCUUCUGCCCCGAGGGUAAGGACUCAAUGUCCAAGGACAGCUUCACGAAGGCCAUGCCCAUCAUGGGUGAGGACGUGCCUGCGGACAAGGUGGAGGAGGCCUUCAAGCUGGUGGACGCCAAUGGCUCUGGCGAGCUCGACCUGUCGGAGUUCACCUCCCUGAUCGAGAUGGUCAACCCGAGGAAGGCCAAGACUCCCGAGGAAGCGCCUGCGGAGCAGGCCAAGGAGAGCGCCGCCGCGGCCAUCGCGAACAGGUGGACAGACUUCACCUCGCGCUUCACCGCCAAGAAGGAGGAGGCGCCCGCGGCAGAGGCGCCGGAGACGAAGGCCGCCGAGCCGAGCAAGGCCGAGCCCGAGAAGACGCCCGCGGCGGUGGGCGCGAACUGA